Molecule: messenger RNA, 2067 nt
Organism: Serendipita indica DSM 11827
Lineage: Eukaryota; Fungi; Basidiomycota; Agaricomycetes; Sebacinales; Serendipitaceae
Source: the annotation of a GenBank genome assembly
AUGCACUACUCGAUACACGCCCAGCAUCCGCCUCCUUCGCCAACGCCGUUCCUGGCCCAGUACGGCGGCGUACAUCCGCCUCACCAUCAUGUUCACCAUCCUUCAAUGUCCCUGCAGUCUUAUGCAUCACCCACGACUAUCCACCAGCUCGCUCAGCCACAGCGGCGUCAACCACAGUCGUCUCCUCCACUCAAUGGCACUAAUGGGUCGCAGGUGCCGACAAUGAACCCUCAUUGGAGCGCGCAGUUGAUGAAAGCAGAGGCGAGCCCCCAACAUCACAGAGCCCGUCAAUCCGCUCUUGCUACGCGUAAUGCUGCAAAGUCUGCCAUCCCAAUCACAAACCCAAACCUCAAGAACCUGUUGGCAGUCAAGGAGAAUGGCCACGCAAGAGAUGACUCUCAAUCCUCGUUGGUCACUGAGUCCUCUGGUACUCAGGAACCCGCGGAUGGAGAGCAUCCGUCCUCUACAAGUGCUCCUAUUGCGCAGAUUCAACGUCCAACUGCCCCACGCAAAGCAGAGGGCACCUGGACGAUCCUUGACAUGGGCGGCAUGGCGCUCAAAAACCUCUCGCCCGGAUUAUUCACUUUCAACUUUCUCACCACGCUCUACCUAAACCACAACAAUCUCACCACCAUUCCCAGCGAGAUUUCACGCUUACGCGGCCUGAUCCACCUCGACCUCACAGGGAACCAGCUCACCAUCGUGCCACCUGCUCUAGGCAUGCUCACUGGUCUCCGAGAGCUUUUUUUGUUUGACAACAACCUCUCGACGCUUCCCUACCAAUUAGGAAGUCUGCAUCAACUAGAAAUGCUCGGCAUCGAAGGCAAUCUGAAGAUGGACGAAAAGAUUCGUUCUAUUGCCAUCAACGAGGGCACCAUUGGCGUCAUUGCCUACCUGCGGGACAACUUUAUGCCUACCGAAGAACCACGGCCUCGAAAGUGGGUUCAGGUCGGUACGGAAGCAGAGCGUAAAGCACUCCCAUCGGACACGGGUUCUGUUCCAUUCAGUGUCCUGUGUUACAAUAUCCUCUGCGAAAAGUAUGCGACGUCGCAGAUGUAUGGGUACACGCCAACCUGGGCUCUCGCUUGGAGCCACAGAAAGGAUAGGAUCAUGUCUGAAAUCCUUGAUUUACAGUCGGACAUUGUCUGUCUCCAGGAAGUGGACCAGGAGCAGUUUCAGACGUUCUUCCAGCCGACACUCCUAGAGCGAGGCUAUGAAAGCUGCUAUUCGCCCAAGUCUCGUGCAAAGACUAUGACUGGGGCAAAGCAAAAAGAGGUGGAUGGCAGUGCUACCUUCUUCAAGGCUGACAAGUUCAAGCUGGUAGAAAAUGUCGUCAUCGAGUUCCGCGCGAAUGCUCUUCAGCGCACCGAUCUCGCCAAGACGGACGACAUUUUUAAUCGCGUAGCCCAGCGAGACGAUAUUGCGUUGACGUGCUUGCUCGAAGAGCGGCAGACUGGUAUUCGACUUAUUGUCGCCAACGCUCAUAUCUUCUGGGACCCAGAGUACCGAGACGUCAAGCUCGUCCAAGUGUCACUCCUUGUUCACGAACUAGAAGCCAUCUCAGAUCGAUUUGCCAAGCUCCCUCCGAUGCAAAACGCAGACGGGACAAAGGGUGCUGCGUAUGAUGAUGGCUCCAAGAUUUCGACGUUGAUCUGUGGUGAUUUUAACUCUGUUCCGGAUUCUGGAGUGUACCAGCUCUUGUCGACGGGAUCCGUGCAAGGAGAUCAUCCAGAUUUCAUGGGCAAGAACUAUGGAAAGUUUACGACCAGCGGUGUCUCGCAUCGCCUGGGCCUCCGGAGCGCCUAUGCGGGGAUUGGCGAACUCCCGGUGACAAAUUAUACGCCCAGCUUUCGAGGUGGGAUCGACUACAUUUGGUACUCGACACAGUCCAUCUCCGUGCUCGAUGUUCUGGGUGAGGUGGACGAAGAGUAUCUGGGCAAAGUGGUCGGCUUUCCGAAUGCGCACUUUCCAUCCGACCACAUUCAUAUCAGCGCGCAGUUUGUCGUCAAGCCGCCUCGGGAAACAACCUCCAAGGCGGGUCCACCAGGUCUCCGUCGUCCAGCUUAG